This is a messenger RNA of Phodopus roborovskii (desert hamster), 4335 nucleotides long. RefSeq names its product clustered mitochondria homolog (gene Cluh). The transcript has 26 exons. Gene Ontology annotation, molecular function: protein binding; mRNA binding. Lineage: Eukaryota; Metazoa; Chordata; Mammalia; Rodentia; Cricetidae. Gene Ontology annotation, cellular component: cytoplasm. Gene Ontology annotation, biological process: intracellular distribution of mitochondria. The coding region runs from base 115 to 4161 and encodes 1348 amino acids. The record is from RefSeq and is a predicted model, not a curated record.
GCACCACGUGGGCCGGUGACUCCGUCCUUCCCGCAGCGGCCGCGGCGCGCAGGGCACUUGGGUUAGUGGCGCGGCGUGCGGCGCAUACAGGCGAGCCGGACGCCCGCUCCCGCCAUGGUCAUCAAGACGGACGAGUUGCCAGCGGCCGCCCCGGCCGACAGUGCCCGGGAGCACGGCUCGCAGGCAGGCGGCAAGGGGCGACCGAGCGCGGCUGAGCCCCCUUCAGUCAUGCUGUUGAAUGGUGAUUGCUCAGAGAGCUUGAAGAAGGAAGAAGGGACAACUGAGCCACCCAGAGAAAAUGGACUGGAUGAGGGUGAGCCUGGUGAAGAGACUACUGGACAGGAAGUCAUUGUCAUUCAGGACACAGGCUUUUCUGUGAAGAUCCUGGCCCCUGGCAUUGAGCCCUUUUCCUUGCAGGUGUCCCCCCAGGAGAUGGUGCAGGAGAUCCACCAGGUGCUCAUGGACCGUGAGGACACUUGUCACCGUACCUGCUUCUCACUGCACCUGGAUGGCAACAUGCUGGACCACUUCUCAGAGCUUCGCAGUGUGGAGGGGCUACAGGAGGGCUCGGUGCUCCGAGUUGUGGAAGAGCCUUACACAGUUCGUGAGGCCCGCAUCCACGUGCGUCACAUCCGAGACCUCCUCAAGAGCUUGGACCCAUCUGAUGCCUUCAAUGGAGUUGACUGCAACUCCUUGUCCUUCCUGAGUGUCUUCACUGAUGGUGACUUAGGAGACAGUGGGAAGCGGAAGAAGGGCUUGGAGAUGGACCCCAUUGACUGCACGCCACCUGAGUAUAUCCUGCCAGGGAGCCGGGAGCGGCCACUGUGUCCUCUGCAGCCCCAGAACCGUGACUGGAAGCCACUACAGUGCCUGAAAGUGCUCACCAUGAGCGGCUGGAACCCACCUCCUGGGAACCGAAAGAUGCAUGGGGACCUCAUGUACCUGUUUGUGAUCACUGCUGAGGACCGGCAAGUCAGCAUCACUGCGUCCACAAGGGGCUUCUACCUGAAUCAGUCCACAGCCUAUCACUUCAACCCCAAGCCUGCCAGCCCCCGCUUCCUCAGCCAUUCCCUAGUAGAACUGCUCAACCAGAUCAGCCCAACCUUUAAGAAGAACUUUGCUGUGCUGCAGAAGAAAAGGGUCCAACGCCACCCAUUCGAGAGAAUUGCCACCCCGUUCCAGGUGUACAGCUGGACAGCCCCCCAGGCAGAGCAUGCCAUGGACUGUGUGCGAGCUGAGGAUGCCUAUACCUCGAGGCUGGGCUAUGAAGAGCACAUUCCUGGACAGACCCGAGACUGGAAUGAAGAGCUGCAGACAACAAGGGAGCUGCCCCGCAAGAAUCUACCUGAGAGGCUACUUCGAGAAAGAGCCAUAUUCAAGGUGCACAGUGAUUUCACGGCAGCAGCCACAAGAGGUGCCAUGGCAGUUAUUGAUGGCAAUGUGAUGGCCAUCAACCCCAGCGAGGAGACCAAGAUGCAGAUGUUCAUCUGGAACAACAUCUUCUUUAGCCUGGGCUUUGAUGUCCGGGACCACUACAAAGACUUUGGUGGGGAUGUGGCAGCCUAUGUGGCACCUGCCAAUGACCUGAAUGGUGUGCGUACUUAUAAUGCUGUGGAUGUGGAGGGGUUGUACACACUGGGUACAGUGGUAGUGGAUUACCGGGGUUACCGUGUCACAGCUCAGUCCAUCAUCCCUGGCAUCCUGGAGAGGGACCAGGAACAGAGUGUCAUCUAUGGCUCUAUUGACUUUGGCAAAACAGUGGUGUCCCACCCACGCUAUCUGGAGCUUUUGGAUCGCACCAGCCGGCCCCUCAAGAUCCUGCGUCACCGAGUGCUUAAUGACCGCGAGGAGGAAGUGGAGCUCUGCUCCUCAGUGGAGUGUAAGGGCAUCAUUGGCAAUGAUGGGCGCCACUAUAUCCUCGACCUUCUGCGCACUUUCCCACCGGACCUCAACUUCCUACCUGUGCCUGGUGAGGAGCUGCCUGAGGAGUGCACUCGUGCUGGCUUCCCCCGAGCUCAUAGGCACAAGCUAUGCUGUCUGCGCCAGGAGCUAGUGGAUGCCUUUGUUGAGCACAGGUACCUUCUCUUCAUGAAGCUGGCUGCUUUACAGUUGAUGCAGCAGAAAGCCAGCAAGGUUGAAACCCCCACCUCCCUGGAAAAUGGCGGUCCUCCUUCCUCAGCAGAGGCCGAGUCUGAAGACUCAGUAGGACCUGAGGCAGGAAGUGAGGAGGAGGGCAGCAGUGUGAGUGGCCUCGCCAAGGUGAAGGAGCUGGCAGAGACCAUCGCCUCAGACGAUGGCACAGUAGACCCUCGAAGCCGAGAGGUGAUCCGCAAUGCCUGCAAGGCUGUUGGCUCCAUCAGCAGUACCGCCUUUGACAUUCGCUUCAACCCUGACAUCUUCUCCCCAGGGGUUCGCUUUCCUGAAUCCUGCCAGGAUGAAGUUCGGGACCAGAAGCAACUGUUGAAAGAUGCAGCAGCCUUCUUGCUGUCCUGCCAGAUCCCUGGUUUGGUAAAGGAUUGCAUUGAGCAUGCUGUGUUGCCCAUGGAUGGGGCCACGUUGGCUGAGGUGAUGCGCCAACGUGGUAUCAACAUGCGCUACCUGGGCAAGGUGCUGGAUCUGGUGCUGCGGAGCCCAGCCCGUGACCAGCUGGACCACAUUUAUAAAAUCGGUAUUGGAGAACUCAUCACACGUUCCGCCAAGCACAUCUUCAAGACAUAUCUACAGGGAGUGGAGCUCUCAGGCCUCUCAGCUGCCAUCAGCCACUUCCUGAACUGUUUCCUGAGCUCCUACCCCAACCCCGUGGCCCACCUGCCCGCUGAUGAGCUACUCUCCAAGAAAAGGAACAAGAGGAGAAAAAACCGGCCUCCAGGAGCUGCAGACAACACUGCCUGGGCUGUGAUGACCCCCCAGGAGCUCUGGAAGAACAUCUGCCAGGAGGCCAAGAACUACUUUGACUUCACCCUUGAGUGUGAUUCUAUGGACCAGGCUGUGGAGACCUACGGGCUACAGAAGAUAACACUGCUUCGAGAGAUCUCCCUGAAAACCGGGAUCCAGAUUCUGCUGAAGGAGUACAGCUUUGACAGCCGCCACAAGCCUGCCUUCACUGAGGAAGACGUGCUCAACAUCUUUCCUGUGGUCAAGCAUGUCAACCCCAAGGCUUCAGAUGCCUUCCACUUCUUCCAGAGUGGGCAGGCCAAAGUACAGCAGGGCUUCCUGAAAGAAGGCUGUGAGCUCAUCAAUGAGGCCCUGAACCUGUUCAAUAACGUGUACGGAGCCAUGCAUGUGGAGAUUUGUGCCUGCCUGCGUCUAUUGGCCCGACUCCACUACAUCAUGGGUGACUAUGCUGAGGCACUCAGCAACCAACAGAAGGCAGUGUUGAUGAGUGAGCGUGUGAUGGGCAUCGAGCACCCCAACACUAUCCAGGAGUAUAUGCACCUGGCCCUGUACUGCUUUGCCAGCAGCCAGCUGUCCACAGCCCUGAGCCUGCUGUACCGCGCCCGCUACCUCAUGCUGCUUGUAUUCGGGGAGGACCACCCUGAGAUGGCAUUGUUGGAUAACAACAUUGGACUGGUGCUGCAUGGUGUAAUGGAGUAUGACCUAUCCCUGCGUUUCCUAGAGAAUGCACUGGCUGUCACUACUAAGUAUCAUGGGCCCAAGGCCCUUAAGGUGGCUCUCAGCCACCACCUUGUCGCCCGAGUCUAUGAAAGCAAAGCUGAGUUCCGGUCAGCCCUUCAGCAUGAGAAGGAAGGUUACACCAUCUACAAGACACAGCUAGGUGAGGAUCAUGAGAAGACCAGGGAGAGCUCUGAGUACCUCAAGUGCCUGACCCAGCAGGCUGUAGCCUUGCAACGCACCAUGAAUGAGAUCUACCGCAAUGGCUCCAGUGCUAACAUCCCACCCCUUAAGUUCACAGCUCCCAGCAUGGCUAGUGUCCUGGAGCAGCUCAAUGUCAUCAAUGGCAUUCUCUUCAUUCCUCUCAGCCAAAAAGACUUGGAAAACCUGAAGGCAGAGGUGGCACGGCGACACCAGCUCCAGGAGGCAAGCAGAAACAGGGAUAAAGCUGAUGAUGUGUCCACUGAUCCUGAGCCAGCAACAGCCCUGGAGGACACGGGCUCCCCUCAGACUGCCAAGGAGGAUCCUUCUCUGAGCUUACAGGGAUAAAAAAGAGAAACAUGGACAGUCAGCAGCCCCAUUACCCAGUGAUGCAGAGAUUCCAGAAGGGGGCAUGCCCCGGAGAUUGGGAGAGGAAGCUAGUCCGCCACUUUCCACCCCUGCCCCACCCCCAGUAUCUGCCUGGGUGCCCGGCCAGGCAUGGCCAGCCUGCUCCCAAGAAAG